UGUGCAAGUACCUAUAGUUUUUUGGGCUUGAGCCAAAUUGUUCGAGUGCAUGCUGUAAUUUGCGUAUCAUCUCGUUAAAAUAACUCUUUAUGGAAGUUUGGUACACCUAAAAUAUGGCUACAGAAAUAUUUUUAGGUUCUCUUUUCUUUUCAAAGUAAGAGCGACAUACUUGUAAAAAGCAGACGACGCAAAGUGGUGGUAUUGGAUAAGAGGACAGCGACAAUUCAGUGUGCGAGAACACCGGAACUAGAUUGCCGUCGUUGCCUGGAUAUCUUAUGCUCAAAGCAAGAAAAAUUUUUUGAGCGUCGGGAUUACAGAAUACUGAUCUAGCGUAUAAAUAAAGGAAGUACCAUAUCGUUGCAAGACAGUCUUUACCAUGCAGAGUCAAAGGCAUCUUGUUUCAUCUCUUGUACGACCUCAGUCUGCUUUUUGUGGACAUCAUGUUUCUGAGUUGGAGAAAGAAGCAGCUUCCAGAAGUCUGCGGCCAUGUACAGCUGUUCCUAGACAACGUGGAGAGUUGACACCUAAAAAGGUGACACGACAGAGACUGAGCAAGCCACAUCUAAAAGCAAGUCGGGACACUGAUGAUAGAGGAAAAAGUAUACUAAGGAUCUUGAAUUCUGAGACAUCAAGGAGCACAAAUUCUUCCAUAAGCAGCAGUGAACUAGAGAUGGAAGUUGUGAGCAUGGUUGGAAGAGAAAAGACAUUAAACACAAGUCCAGCAGGUGAACAAGCAGAAACAAAAGAUCCAAGGCAUAGAGCUCAGUCCCUUAAGCAGCAUACUUCUUUGGAAGCUUGGAGUACAGUGUCAUCCCAUGACUCAGAAGAAUAUGACACAGAUCUGGAUGAGAAGAGUACAACUGCUGUAAAAGAUGCAUCUCAGCUUGCAGUCAGUGAAGCAAGUGGCCUAGAUGUUUAUGAAGAACAGUGCAGGAAACAUGGGUUUGUGCCAAUUUCCUACAUGAGGAGGCACCUUGGAAAGCGUCACAUUAGGAUGCGACACCAUUAUCUAGGAGGAAAGGCUGCCCAGCUUCUGGCUACAGCAUUUAAGCACAACACUGUCACAGAAUGUCUGGAUCUGAGUGAUAACUGUCUAGAGACAAGUGGAGCGGCUGCACUAGCUUACAUGAUGAGAGAAAACACCUUUAUUGUAAGGCUGAAUGUAUCAAACAACUCCAUUGGAUCACUUGGGUGCAAAGCAAUAGCAGAUAUGCUUGACAGCAAUACAACAUUGAAAAGUUUAUCAUUGGCUGGGAAUCAGCUAGUGGACAGGGAUGCAGUGUGCUUCAUUGAGCCUUUGAAGAACAACCUAUCUCUUGCCUGUCUUGAUCUCAGCCAUAAUGAGUUUUCAGAGAUGGGGGGUUUGCAUAUUGGAGCUGCAGUGAGUGUAAAUGAUGGAAUCAGUGACCUUGACCUCAGCUGGAAUUCGAUACGCAGGAAAGGUGCUGCUGCCUUAGCAAAUGGUCUGAAGGUGAAUACAACACUGGAAGUGCUUGACCUUAGCUGGAAUGGCUUUGGUCUUGAAGGAGCUAUAGCUUUGCAGAAGGCUUUGCAGGUCAACACAUCUCUCAGAGUUCUUGACAUUUCCAAUAACAGACUUGAUGCUCAGUGUGCCUUAAAACUGGCUAUUGGUUUGAGAAAGAAUCGUGGGCUGGAGACUCUUAUUCUUAACCUGAACCCCUUAGGAGAUGAAGGCAUUGAAGCAAUCCUGAAGUCUGUAACAGCCCAUCCUAGCAUGAGGCUCUUGUCUCUUGAGAACUGUGGGGAGAUGGGGAUAAACCAGACAAACCUUCACCGCAUAAAAGAACUAGAGCAAGAUAAAGGAAUGAUUAUUCUUCAUGGAGGAUCUGGCGGUUACCAGAGAACUUCUAUCCUGAUGAGUGUGCUGCGACUUUUUGGACGCUUUUUGCGGGAGCACAUUGUCGACCUUGAUGCAGCAUUUAAACAGCAGGACAAAGACCACAGUGGUGUGUUGACAGCAGAAGAAAUUAAACAAAGUCUGAGGACAGCAGGAUUUCGACUCACGAGUAGGCAGCUAGACUUACUUAUAGAGGAAAUAGACUUUUUACACUCAGGAAACAUCAGGUGCCAGGAUAUUCUUUCAGGAAAGUUCUUUGUGGAGUACCAGAAGAGGCGCCCAUCACGUGGUUUAGCACUUUCUGGAGAAUUUAAAGGUGAAAUGCAAAUUACAAGUCCAUGAUUGCGUCUGCUGACCACUAGUUUCCCUUACAGAUUGCAUGUGUGUGUGGAUGCACAUGCAAACACACAUUCAUGUAAGAGCACACACACACACACAAGCAAGUGUACACCUGUAUGUCAUGAUCAGAAGAUAUCAGAUUUUAAAACAUGGACAGUCCCUGAAGAGAGAGAGACUGAUAAAACUUUUAGAAAUGCAAAACACAGUUGAUGGAAUUUUCCUCAUCAUGGCUUGUUUUGAAGUCUGACCAUGGACGUUUCCAAACAAGUAUUCUCACUUGGUAGUAAACAUCUGUGCAUACUAUUCAUGUAAAUUCAGAGAUAAAUAAUUCUAAUAACUGUCAGAUAAUUUUGUAUGUCUUUGCAUUCACUUUAAAGUUUCUUGUGAGAGCAGCAGGUUUUAUGGGGGAAAAAAUCUGAGAUUUAUAAUUGAUUGAUUUAUUAUAUUGUUUAGCUUAUGCGGUCAUAUAUCUGUGGUUCAUUUCUGUGCCAUGAGGGAGCAGUGUAUUCUAUAUUAUUAAUCAGGUACAGUGUUUCUUUUUAUAGAAAUAACUGAUCACUAGUGCCUUGGACUAAAUCAGCUUUUGUGAACAGCAUUUACUUUGACAGUAUUGUUCCUGCAGUGUUUUUAAUCCUGUCAUUUUAGGAAAACAGCUUUAAUCAUUUUAUGUGAUCUGAAUUUCUUUUCAGUCCUUGUAAAUAUGCUUUGUGAUAUCUAUCAUGUUAUUAUAAAUGCUGGGUUUGCAAGAAGGCAUGUUUUAAUUAUAGAGGUGUGAGUGUAAGUAUGAAAGGGAUUACAGUUCUACGUAAAGUUGUAUCAAAUUAAUUCCUAAUAGCAUAUUUACUGUCUGCCAAUGCAGUUGAUUUUCUUGGAUACCAAAGAUAAAUUGUAAAUGUUAAAUUCGUAGUGUUUAAAUGUCUUUUGUAGAGGAGGAUUGUCUUUGAUAGAUAUAUUCUUCAUUAUCGUUCUGUUACCUGUGUUUUUUUAUGAGGAGAGUAAAAAUUUAUUCUGACAAUUAAAAUUAUAUUCAUAA
Messenger RNA from Pomacea canaliculata, 3230 nucleotides. Its product is annotated as leucine-rich repeat-containing protein 74B-like. The record is from RefSeq and is a predicted model, not a curated record. Bases 377 to 2200 code for a protein of 607 amino acids. NCBI's taxonomy places the organism in Eukaryota, Metazoa, Mollusca, Gastropoda, Architaenioglossa, Ampullariidae. The transcript is spliced from 17 exons. Gene Ontology annotation, molecular function: protein binding; calcium ion binding.